This is a messenger RNA of Microtus oregoni (creeping vole), 5673 nucleotides long. It is a transcript of the gene Gatb, whose product is annotated as glutamyl-tRNA amidotransferase subunit B. Lineage: Eukaryota; Metazoa; Chordata; Mammalia; Rodentia; Cricetidae. The record is from RefSeq and is a predicted model, not a curated record. Gene Ontology annotation, molecular function: glutaminyl-tRNA synthase (glutamine-hydrolyzing) activity. The transcript is spliced from 13 exons. Gene Ontology annotation, biological process: glutaminyl-tRNAGln biosynthesis via transamidation; mitochondrial translation. The coding region runs from base 27 to 1700 and encodes 557 amino acids.
CACCUGACUCGGGAUCCGGAGAUGCAAUGGCGGCCUCCGUGCUGCGUCUGGGCAUUCCUGGAAGACGCUGGGCUUUAGCGUGGAUUGACGGCGGUUCCCGCCGCCGAAGUGGGACUCAGCCUGGGCCCACGUCCAACCGGGCUAGGGGACAUAGUUCAGUGGCUCAGCUUUCCCUCCGCACGGCUCAGAAGCCGAGGAAAGGUGAACACAAAUGGGCAGCUGUGGUAGGACUGGAAAUUCAUGCUCAGAUUUGCUCCAACUCUAAACUCUUCUCUGGAGCGCAGGUGUGCUUUGCAGCACCCCCGAAUUCUUUGGUUUCUUUUUUUGAUGCAUCUCUGCCUGGAACUUUGCCGGUUCUCAACAGGAGGUGUGUGGAAGCUGCGGUGAUGACCGGCUUGGCACUGAACUGCCACAUCAACAGGAAGUCCCUGUUUGACAGGAAGCACUACUUCUACGCAGACCUUCCUGCAGGUUACCAGAUCACCCAGCAGAGGCUCCCUAUUGCUACCAACGGACACUUGACGUACAACAUCUACAUAAGGAAGAAACAGAGUCAGGUGACCACCAAGACAGUGAGGAUCAAACAGAUCCAGCUGGAGCAGGACAGUGGCAAAAGCCUCCACGAUGACCUGAGGUCCCAGACUCUCAUUGAUUUGAAUCGAGCCGGAGUUGGCCUGCUCGAAGUGGUCCUGGAGCCUGACCUGUGCUGUGGGGAAGAGGCAGCCGUGGCUGUCAGGGAACUGCAGCUGAUCCUUCAAGCCCUGGGGACCAGCCAGGCAAACAUGGCAGAGGGUCAGCUGAGAGUAGACGCCAAUAUAUCCGUACAUCAUCCCGGGGAACCUCUGGGUGUCCGGACAGAAGUGAAGAAUCUCAACAGCCUCAGAUUCUUGGCCAAAGCCAUAGACUAUGAAAUUCAGAGACAAAUCACUGAACUUGAGAAUGGAGGUGAAGUUCUAAAUGAAACUCGUUCCUUUGAUUAUAAGCUGGGGUGCACCGUGCCAAUGAGAGACAAAGAAGGCAAACAAGACUACAGGUUUAUGCCAGAGCCUAACCUGCCCCCCUUAGUGCUCUACGAUGCCACAUCGCUGCCUUCAGAUGCAGACUCUCAGCAGGUGAUCAAUAUCGACCAGCUUCGGAACAUGCUCCCGGAGCUCCCCAGUGCAACCAGAGAGAGGCUUGUCCAGCAGUAUGGGAUGCUGCCAGAGCACAGCUUCACAUUGCUGAAUGAAGUUGGCCUCCUGGAGUUCUUCCAAAAUGUGAUAAAAGAAACUAGGGCAGAGCCAAAAAAGGUGACUAACUGGGUCCUGAACACUUUCCUGUACUAUUUAAAGCAACAGAAUCUUGCAGUCAGUGAGAGUCCUGUCACACCUGGUGCACUGGCCGAACUCCUGGACCUGCUGGACAGUAAAGCAAUUUCCUCAGCAGCAGCUAAACAGGUGUUUGAGGAGCUGUGGAAGGGCCAGGGGAAGACAGCAGCACAGAUCGUGUCAGAGCAACAGCUGGAACUGAUGCAGGACCGCGAGGCCCUGGAACAGCUCUGCCAGGCCACCAUAGAUGGACACCCCCAAACGGUGAUGGAUGUGAAGAAAAGGAACCCCAAAGCUAUAAAUAAGCUGAUUGGGUUGGUCCGCAAAGCAAGUCUCAGUCGAGCAGACCCAGCGCUGAUAAAGGAGAUACUGGAGAAGAAGCUGUCAUUGUGAGAUGUGGUGAGGUCCCUCAGCCCGAGGGAGGACAGUGUGGAGCCCGUGAAAGCCGCUGUUCGUGUGGGUACUUGUGUGUGUCCUCUGAGGCCCAGUGGUUCUGUGAUGGUGGCAGCCGUGACUAAAGGUGAAGCAGAUCUAAGAAUAAAGCUGUCUCACCGCAGAGGCCAGUGAAGGCUUCCCAGGAGUCAAGCACUGAAGGCGGCAGACUGAGACAGCUGGGUGGACACAGUGUGUGCAGACCUGAAAGUGGGCUUGUGGAGAGGAAACCACAGCAGAACAGACGCCACGUAACACACUGCUCAGGCACGAGGCUGGAAGAAAGGUGUUGGUGCCCGCUCACCUGAGUGAGAGCAGGUCCUGUUGCACUGUCAGCUCCCAGUGAACUGAAGUGACACGGACGUCUUCAGAUAAAUUUAAUGAACAAAAUAUAUGCUGAAAUAGCACAUAAAAAUUAACUUCCACUCCAGAGACUGUAUAGUUUACAACGCAAUGCUUUAGGCCCAAAAAAAAGAUCAGAAGAGAGAUCUGAAACAUUAAAUUUUUUACCUAGAAAGAAUAAGAUUAUAAACUAAUAAAUCAUAAUCUUGACCUUUAACUCGAAGUACAGCUGACAGUGGUGAUGAAGGCCCAUUGCCUUGACCCUAUCCCUCCCUCUCUGGAGUCUGGGUGCCCUGUUUCUUACAUGUCUGGUACCUCAGAACACCACACUCUGGAGUCUGGGUACCCCAAGUUUCUUACAUGCCCGGUACCCUCAGAACUCCACCCCCCUUCUGAAGAUGACUAGUUUUUCGAAUGUUUUUAGAACUACUUGUCAAACUGACAGCAAAGUGGUGGGGCAGGGGAACUUUGGCAUUCUCCAGCUUGGUAAGAUCAUUGCUGGGGCCAUCAUUCCAAGGGCAGCUGAGGAACAGGGGAGAGUGGACACCCCACCUCCGUCACCAGAGUGAUGGCUUCACGACAGAGGAGUGAAGGAAAGUGACCCCUUGCUCAGCCAAAAGCUGAGAUGGAGCGGACACCAAUUCUGUGGCUUGUUUCUGACAAGCAGGAGAUGAAGUUUAGAAUGUUACUCACCCAGGAAGCCAUGGGCCCCACGUUGUGUUGCCCUGAUGCUGGCUGUUAAAGUGCUUUCUGCUAACCUCCCUACGAGAGAGAAAUAGGACCCCUAUCGCUCUCUAAGCCUGAGUUCCUGUGGCCAGAACGCUCAGAUUCGAAUCCGGCCGGACCUUUAUUUCAUAAAGAACAUAAGGUUCAGUUUUACAACUUCCAUUUUUACCAAAGGUUCUGUCUUGGUCAUCAACCCUUGCAGGAAACAAUGAUGAAGCUGAUGUCCUGGGCUCACUUCGAUGGGUGGAAGGUAGAAGUAGUUUCCAAAAACGAUUUUGUCAACUGAAAAGUGCAUGGAGUAUUCCCAGAGGAGACACCAUCUAGCUCUGACAAAUGCCACAUCCCCUUGUUGUCUUUAAACCCCAAACCAGGCUUUAAGAGGUCAUGCACAGCACAGCUACCAAGGAAAAGCCAAGGCCAGCUCUGCCUGGAACCUGACGAGGACUUUCCUUUCUUGCAUAGGCGUGAAUGUAGUCUGGACCAGUUAGGGGAAAUCUCAUUAAAAUAUAUGAAUUGGCACCAUAGACGAGGCUACUGCUAUCUGUCAGUGGAACCCACACACCUGUAGCUGGAUGUGUGACUCGGAAGCCAUGAUCGGUAGGGGAAAGUGGUGGGAACUGAUGAUUUCUCAGCCUCCUCCCCAGCCGCCUCUGCCUGCUCUAGGCCCAAACCAUGGCUUGCGGAUGGUUUCCAUGGGACGCUAACAGAAUGUACGUUUAUCACAGAGGCAGCUUCCUGCACCCCUCCCUUUGUAAGAUGGGCUACUAGUUACAUUCUGGGUCAUCUCUGUCCAACACCAGCCUUCUGCACUUGCUAGGUCUGUAGAUGAGUAGAGCUUUUGUUCAUUUCUCUCAAGGCACAGAUAGAAAAACCACCAGUAUUCUACUGAGGUGAGUACCGUCCAUGCCCCUCUUAACUAUUGAUCAUCUGGAAAUAGCCAGGAAAGGUUUGAGCGUAUGCCUCUUCCAGUCAGUCAUUCCGGUACUGCAGCCGUGGCACGGUCCACCCGUUUAUAUUGUAUCUUUCAGUUAGGUUGAAUUUAGUCAUAACGAAAGGAAAACAGUCAAUCUAGAAGGUCAUGUAAUUUUCCCAUUGCCAGACACAGUGUGGAUGUGGCCACUGGGCUGCUUUGGCAGGUUCUAGACAGAUGUACCUGGGAGCUGCUUUCCCAUAGGUGAGGAAGCAGAAGGCACUGCCUGAAGUCCUCUCUCACUGACUGCCCAGGUCAUGGUUGAACAGGAGUCUUUAAAAAGUUCAUCAGCACCAGAUCCCAUGUAAAAUGUCCACAGGGGCAAAAGAGGCCUAGCUUUCGGUGGUCCUUUUAUAGAUUUGUCCCAGUAAAAUGUACUAGGGACAGACUUGUGUGGCCUCGGCUCAGUGAAAUUAAUAACCUUCCCUGAGCAUUUCCAUCACCUUUCAGGUUCUGAAGUGACACAGCUCAUCUAAAAACGCCAUAAAAGAACCCUGAAAUGAAUAUGGGGACAAAAUCCUGUGGCCAGGGUUAACUCACAUCUUCAAAGACAAGAGCAUCCGCAUCAGCAGGCGGACUCUGCAGAGGAAUCACAGACACCGACUCGCCCUGCCUUCCUCUCCCUCGCCCACAGUGCUUUCCCCCUAAAUAAGCUUACAGAAAAUCUCUUGAUGAAGCCCUCUGCAUCUAGGCAAUUAGCUGCCGAGAUAAUCUGUCCUCCAAAACAAGUAAUGGACUAGUAAAUGCCUGGAUGUAAGGAGAUUUGCUGAGGCAGAAUUAUCCCAGAAGCUAUUCUGAGUCCUCCAAGAGCUUUUUGUGAAGCAUUAGGUUUAUGAUGGUCAUUCCAAAAAAAAAAAAAAAGAAACAGCCAAUUCCAUUCUCUUCAAAUGUCUCUUUCCCUGACAGACGUAAGGGUAGAGUACACACCCUUGACAAGUUGUUCCAAGCUCACACGGGUGCGUGAUGGAGAUUAGUGACUCACAGACUGGUAGCUGAAAUAGGGGCUAAUAUAUCCCCCUAACGGUUUAAAGCUGUUGUGGCCUCAGGAAAAGCCAACUGCAGAACUGACUUGAAGUUUACAGCAGACUGUACAUUAGGCUGUCCUGGGCCAGUGACUUGAAGUGGUGUGUGCCGUAAUAGCUGCCCUGCAUUUUAUAAAGAUGGCAGGUUUGACAGCCAUGUCUGCAAACACACAGCUGAACUAGACUACCCUUAAGUGAGAACUGGAGCAUGGUCAUAGUUCACAUCAUGCUGUGACAUGCCCCACCACUCUGGCCAGACUUCCCUACUGAGAGCCACCGGGCAUACGCUAAUCCCGUCUGGAUAGCCACAUCACAACUUUAGACCUCUAAAUGGAGCUCCAAGCAAACGCACGUGACAGCCUGGAUGCAGAUGCUCGCUGCCCAAACUGGAGCAACCCAAACCAUUCACAGCUCCCGUUUCUAGAUUCUGUUCACAGGCUGACAACACCCCGCCUCAGGACAUCUUGAUGGGCUGAAAACCAAGCACCACAUCUAACCCAAAUAAAGGCCACUGGCUCAGGACCUGUUCAUGUCACUGAGGACCACGUCACACAGCAGACAUCGAUGUCACUCUCAGCAAGUCUCAGCACCUUCCACAAUGAUACUAAACCAAACGGGGCCAACCCCACAGUGGCUCUGCCUCAGAAAGGAAGCAUUCAGUAAUAAAACCACCUUUAAUUAAUUCUUCGUGCAACUGCAUGUCAUAUCUGGGAGAUUGUAAUUCGUCCCAUGAAAAUAUGUUUUAAACUGAAACUACACUGGAUUUUCUUUGUUUGAAUUUUUACAUUUACCUGAUGAUUUUCAAAAUCAAUUUUAACUAUCCCUGUGUGUUCGUGUAUUUUGAACCAUAAAUUCCUUCAGUGUAGACCUUAAA